AAAGUCUGGUUUGCACUUCAUUUCUUUCUCUCUCUUUCUCUUUCCUUCUCUCAUGUAAAACAUUUACAUGGACAUCACUCUCCAAGCACAAGAACUACACUACCUCACCCUCUCACAAAGACAAUAUUCUCAUGAGCAAGAAAGCAUGCAAAACCCUAAUCAUCACCAUCAACAACACCAAAUAACAACAAGCCAAACACUGGAGUCCAUUGAUCCAAGUGCAAGUGGGAAAUGGGCUGAAAAGCUACUGAAAGAGUGUGCAAAAGCUAUCUCAGAGAAGGACUCUGGUAAGAUCCAUCACUUCCUUUGGAUGUUGAAUGAGCUUGCUUCCCCUUAUGGUGACUGUGACCAAAAGCUAGCCUACUAUUUCUUGCAAGCUUUCUUUUGCAAAGCCACUGAAUCAGGAGAACGCUGUUACAAGACUUUGAUUUCAGUUGCUGAGAAAAGCCAUAGUUUUGAGUCUGCAAGGAAGGUAAUACUUAAGUUCCAGGAAGUUAGUCCAUGGACAACCUUUGGCCAUGUUGCUUCUAAUGGUGCCAUCUUGGAAGCCAUGGAUGGAGAGGCCAAGCUUCAUAUUAUAGAUAUAAGUAGUACUUAUUGCACUCAGUGGCCGACGUUGCUCGAAGCCUUGGCGACGAGGAAUGAUGACACGCCGCACUUGAGACUAACCGUGGUGGUCACCGCCGGCACCGGAGGAUCAGUGAUGAAGGAAAUUGGACAAAGGAUGGAGAAGUUUGCUAGGUUAAUGGGUGUGCCAUUUGAGUUCAAUGUGGUGAGUGGGUUCUCAAGGUUAGGGGAACUCAAAGAGGAAGAUUUCGGUGUUAGAGACGACGAGGCAGUGGCCGUGAACUGCAUCGGAGCUCUUCGGAAAGUUAGUGUGAUUGAGAGGAGUCCGUUUAUCCGAAUGCUUCACCAUCUUCGGCCGAAGGUGGUGACUGUGGUGGAAGAGGAGGCAGACUUCACUAGCAACUUGGAUGAAUUCAUGGCUUGCUCUGAAGAAUGCUUGAGGUUUUAUAGUAUCUUUUUUGAGAUGUUGGAAGAGAGCUUUGUGCCAACAAGCAAUGAAAGGCUAAUGUUAGAAAGAGAGAGUUCUAGGAGCAUACUAAGUGUAUUGGCAUGUGAAGGAGAAGGAGGAGGAGAGUGUGAGAGGAGGGAGAAAGGGAGUCAAUGGUGUGAAAGGCUCACCGGAGACUUCUCUCCGAUGAGCUUCAAUGACGAUGGAGUGGAUGAUGUUAAGGCUCUCUUACGGAGAUACCGUGCAGGGUGGGCACUCUUGCCGGCUCAAGGUACUGAUGCCACUGGUCUCUACUUGACAUGGAAGGAUGAACCUGUUGUCUGGGCUUCAGCUUGGAAACCCUCAUGAAUUCUAAAAAAGAAAAUUUCAGCUACUGUAUAUGUUUUUGAAUCUAGAUUCUAGUUUUGUCAGGUAUAGGAUUUGUUUUGCUUCUUGCUCUUAAUUCCCUAAGUGUUUUGUUUGUCUUUCUCUUCAUUAAUCUCUAUGCAUGAUGAUCAGUUUAAUUUUGCAUGCAAUGCAAUGCAAUUUGUUAACUUCU
This is a messenger RNA of Dioscorea cayenensis subsp. rotundata (Guinea yam), 1553 nucleotides long. Its product is annotated as protein SHORT-ROOT-like. NCBI's taxonomy places the organism in Eukaryota, Viridiplantae, Streptophyta, Magnoliopsida, Dioscoreales, Dioscoreaceae. The coding region runs from base 68 to 1363 and encodes 431 amino acids. Gene Ontology annotation, molecular function: sequence-specific DNA binding; DNA-binding transcription factor activity. The record is from RefSeq and is a predicted model, not a curated record. The transcript has a single exon. Gene Ontology annotation, cellular component: nucleus. Gene Ontology annotation, biological process: regulation of DNA-templated transcription.